UACACCAGGACAUCAUGGUUAGAAGGAACUUCACCAACGUGCCUGACUUCAUCCUCACGGGGCUGACGGACUCUGCAGAGACACAGCUGGUCCUCUCUGUGCUCUUCCUCCUGAUUUACUUGAUCACAGUGCUGGGUAACUCAGGGAUGAUACUGAUCAUCCGCCUGGAUCCCCAGCUCCACACCCCCAUGUAUUUCUUUCUCACCCACCUGUCAUUUCUGGACCUCAGCUACUCAAGUGUCAUCACCCCUAAAACCUUACAGAACUUACUGACUUCCACCAAGAGCAUCUCCUUCCUGGGCUGCUUCACCCAGAUGUUUUUUUUUGUAGUUUUCAUUGCUACUGAAGGUUUGCUUCUCUCCUCCAUGGCCUAUGAUCGCUAUGUAGCUAUCUGCAGCCCCCUGAACUAUCCAGUCAUUAUGUCCACAAGACUGUGCCAUGCCCUGGUCACUGGCUCCUAUGUUAUGGGCUUUGCAUAUUCUAUUGUGAUUGAGAUUUCCAUGACCAGACAGCACUACUGCAACUCAAAUGUCAUCCAGCACUUCUUCUGUGACACCACUCCUAUUUUAGCCCUGUCCUGCAGUGACACUUCUGAGGCUGAAAUCACUAUAUUCAUUUGUGCUGGGGCUAAUUUAGUGCUGUCCCUCAUCACCAUAUGUGCUUCCUACAUGUUCAUCCUCUUCACUAUCCUCAAAAUUAAUUCCACUGCUGGAAAGAAGAAAGCCUUCUCCACCUGUGCCUCCCACCUCCUGGGAGUCACCAUCUUCUACAGCACCAUGAUCUUUACUUACCUAAAACCGAAGACGUCCUACUCCUUGGGCAGGGAUCAGGUGGCUUCUGUGUUUUACACGAUUGUGAUCCCCAUGCUGAACCCUCUCAUUUACAGUCUCAGAAACAAAGAGGUGAAGAAUGCUGCCCUGAGAGUCCUGUGGAAGAGAGGCAAAUCCUAG
Fukomys damarensis (Damara mole-rat) is the source of this 950-nucleotide messenger RNA. RefSeq names its product olfactory receptor 8H1. The transcript has a single exon. Gene Ontology annotation, biological process: sensory perception of smell; G protein-coupled receptor signaling pathway. Gene Ontology annotation, molecular function: G protein-coupled receptor activity; olfactory receptor activity; odorant binding. Lineage: Eukaryota; Metazoa; Chordata; Mammalia; Rodentia; Bathyergidae. Gene Ontology annotation, cellular component: membrane. The coding region runs from base 15 to 950 and encodes 311 amino acids. The record is from RefSeq and is a predicted model, not a curated record.